Molecule: messenger RNA, 350 nt
Organism: Paraglomus occultum
Lineage: Eukaryota; Fungi; Glomeromycota; Glomeromycetes; Paraglomerales; Paraglomeraceae
Source: the annotation of a GenBank genome assembly
AUCGCGAGAUCAAUGCAUCAAAACUAAAGUCGCUGUACCAAUAAAAUCUAUAUCAUCGGCCGAAGCACUAGAACACAUCACGACAGCAUCUACUGAAUUUGAGCUUUGCAUUGAUCAAACCUAUCGCGGCGGUAAUCUGACAACUCUAAGCGACAUGGAAACAGAUGAUGAAGCAGCAAACGAAUUCAUCUAUGCCACUCACAAGCAGUCGUGCUAUGAGAUGGGACAUACUUUUUUGUUCGGUACCAAAUAUUCAUUCAUUCUCAAAGCCGAGUUCACGCCAGAAGACUCAUCUACUCCAGGCGAGAGACGACCAAUGCAAAUGGGAUGUUAUGGACUCGGUCUAUCAC